Molecule: messenger RNA, 2617 nt
Organism: Engraulis encrasicolus (European anchovy)
Lineage: Eukaryota; Metazoa; Chordata; Actinopteri; Clupeiformes; Engraulidae
Gene: clcn5b
Product: chloride channel, voltage-sensitive 5b
Exons: 15
Coding region: 71-2590 (839 amino acids)
Biological process (GO): transmembrane transport; chloride transport
Cellular component (GO): Golgi apparatus; synaptic vesicle; early endosome
Molecular function (GO): voltage-gated chloride channel activity
Source: RefSeq, a predicted model, not a curated record
GCGAGACAGACUACUAGAGUUGGAUAGUUUUGUGAAGAAGAGAGAGGCAACUAGCUAAGGGGAUUCUGACAUGCCACAUGCGCUGAUCUCAUUCAAAAAAUUCGAAGAUGGGCGAUGUAGAGAGGGGGGUAUGGACAACUCGGGGUUUUGCAACGACAACUACAAUAGCGGGGGAAGCGACGAUGACAUGGUGGAUAUUAGUGGAGCUACCCUGGACUUCUCAGAGGAUGUGCCACCAAUUGAGAGGGACCACUUUGGCGCAGUGACCAGUAGCGGCGGCGUGACUAACGGCCAUGCCAAGCUGAUGGACCUAUUAGACGAGGCCGUGCCCGGGGUGGGCACCUACGAGGACUUCAACACCAUCGACUGGGUGCGCGAGAAGAGCAAAGACCGAGAUCGCCACAGGGAGAUUGCCAAUCGUAGUAAGCAGUCCUACUGGGCUCUCCUCCACAGUGUCAACGAUGCCUUCUCCGGUUGGUUGCUCAUGCUCUGUAUCGGACUCCUGUCAGGUGCAUUGGCGGGUCUGAUCGACAUCUCAUCCCAUUGGAUGACGGACCUGAAGGAGGGGGUGUGUCUAGACGGCUUCUGGUUCAACCAUGAGGACUGUUGCUGGAAGUCCAACGAGACGACCUUCCACGACCGCGACAAGUGUCCGCAGUGGAAAAGCUGGGCCGAGCUCAUGGUGGGAGCGAGCGAGGGUGCGUCGGCGUACAUAGUAAACUACCUGAUGUAUGUGAGCUGGGCUCUGAUGUUCGCCUUCCUCGCCGUCUCAUUGGUCAGAGCCUUCGCACCCUACGCCUGCGGAUCAGGAAUACCAGAGAUUAAGACAAUCUUGAGUGGUUUCAUCAUCCGUGGGUACCUGGGCAAGUGGACCCUGAUGGUGAAGACGAUAACCCUGGUGCUGGCGGUGUCCUCGGGCCUGAGUCUGGGGAAAGAGGGCCCCCUGGUGCACGUGGCCUGCUGCUGCGCUAACAUACUGUGUCACCUGUUCACCAAAUACCGAAAAAAUGAAGCCAAGAAGAGAGAGGUGUUGUCUGCAGCUGCAGCGGUGGGGGUUUCCGUGGCGUUCGGGGCUCCCAUUGGAGGAGUGCUCUUCAGCCUAGAGGAGGUGAGCUACUACUUCCCGCUGAAGACCCUGUGGCGCUCCUUCUUUGCCGCCCUGGUGGCCGCCUUCACGCUGCGCUCCAUCAACCCGUUUGGCAACAGCCGGCUGGUGCUGUUCUACGUGGAGUUCCACGCCCCCUGGCACCUCCUGGAGCUGGGGCCCUUCGUGCUGCUGGGCGUCUUCGGCGGCAUCUGGGGCGCCAUGUUCAUACGCGCCAACAUCGCCUGGUGCCGCCGACGCAAGACCACCGCGCUGGGACGCUACCCCGUCAUGGAGGUGAUGGCGGUGACCCUGGUGACGGCGGUGCUGGCCUUCCCCAACGAGUACACGCGCAUGAGCGGCGCCGAGCUCAUCUCCGAGCUCUUCAACGACUGCGGCCUGCUGGACUCCUCCAAGCUCUGCGACUACGGCCCGCUGGAGGGAGUGUCCAACAUCACACACUCCAGCAACGAGCUCCCUGAUAGGCCGGCCGGCGCCGGGCUCUACACCGCCCUCUGGCAGCUGGCGCUGGCAUUGGUCUUCAAGAUCGUGCUGACGGUGGUCACAUUCGGCAUGAAGGUGCCCUCUGGUCUCUUCAUCCCCAGUAUGGCGGUGGGGGCCAUCGCUGGGCGUCUGCUGGGCGUUACCAUGGAGCAGCUGGCCUACUACCAUCGUGACUGGCCCCUCUUCAAGGGCUGGUGCUCCCAGGGCGCCGACUGCAUCACGCCCGGACUCUACGCCAUGGUGGGAGCCACCGCGUGCUUAGGUGGCGUGACGCGCAUGACCGUGUCGCUGGUGGUCAUCAUGUUCGAGCUGACUGGCGGCCUGGAGUACAUUGUGCCCCUGAUGGCCGCCACCAUGACCAGCAAGUGGGUGGCGGACGCGCUGGGCCGUGAGGGAAUCUACGAGGCGCACAUCCGCCUCAACGGAUACCCCUUCCUGGAGGCCAAGGAGGAGUUCGAGCACAAGACGCUGGCGAUGGACGUGAUGCGUCCGCGGUGCGGCGGGAUCGGCGCGGGGGGGCGGGGUCGGCGAGGGGACCCGCCGCUGGUGACGCUGACGCAGGAGGGCAUGCGGCUGGAGGAGGUGGAGGGGCUGGUGGUCGGCUCGAAGUACAGCGGCUUCCCCGUCGUCGUGUCGCAGGAGUCGCAGCGACUGGUCGGAUUCGUACUACGGAGAGAUCUGCUAAUAUCAAUAGAUAAUGCUCGUAAACACCAGGAGGGUGUUGUGAGUGCGUCGGAGGUGGUGUUCAGCGACCCAGCACCCCCCCAGGACCCAAGUGGGCCCCCCGCGCUGAAGCUGCGCUCCAUCCUGGACCUCAGUCCCUUCACGGUGACGGACCACACGCCCAUGGAGAUCGUGGUGGACAUCUUCAGGAAACUUGGACUCCGCCAAUGCCUCGUCACACACAAUGGGAGGUUGCUGGGCAUUAUAACCAAGAAGGACAUCUUAAAACACAUGGCUCAGAUGGCCAACAGAGACCCGGACUCUAUUCUCUUCAACUAAAGAGACAAAACACUUAAACACACACAC